AUGAAGAAAGGGAUAGCGUUUGAGUGGACGCCCGCAUGCGAAGAAGCCUUUCAACACUUCAAGGAAAUCCUGGCGGCACCUCCCGUUCUCGGGAAGCCAAGGGACGGGGAACCACUAUACCUAUACCUCGCUAUAACAAGCGAAGCCCUGGCCGCAGUACUGGUACGGGAGGACGGGAAAGCCCAACAGCCAGUCUACUUCGUAAGCAGGGCCCUGCAAGGAGCAGAACUAAGGUAUAGCAAGUUGGAAAAGCUAGCCUUGGCACUCCUAACUUCUUCGAGAAGGUUAAAACAGUACUUCCAAAGUCACCAAGUUGUCGUUAGAACGGACCAAGGGAUCCGGCAAGUUCUCCAGAAACCCGACCUGGCGGGAAGAAUGAUGACUUGGUCCAUCGAACUCUCUCAGUAUGACAUACGGUACGAGCCCCGGCAAGCCAUCAAGGCGCAGGCCAUGGCGGAUUUUUUGGUUGAAGUAACAGGAGACCCAGGCGAAGACAUGGGUACACGGUGGAAGCUCCACGUGGACGGAGCCUCCAACCAGACCUACGGAGGUGCCGGGAUCAUCCUGGAGAGCCCAAUCGGGGUUGUAUACGAACAGUCGGUUAGAUUCGAGUUUCCCAUCUCGAACAACCAAGCAGAAUACGAAGCCCUCAUAGCAGGCUUGAUCCUAGCAGCAGAGGUCGGAGCAAGGAGGCUGGAAAUAUGCAGCGACUCCCAAGUCGUCACUUCCCAAGUAAACGGCAGCUACCAAGCCAAAGACCCCUUGUUACAGAAGUACUUGGAAAAGGUUAAAAGCUUGAGCCAGAAGUUCGAAGAGGUCACGGUCCAACACGUACCCAGAGAAAGGAACACACGGGCAGACCUUCUAUCAAAAUUGGCCAGCACAAAGCCAGGGGAGGGGAACCGGUCUCUUAUCCAAGGCAUGACAAGAGAACCAGCAAUUGCACUACACAUAACAACCCUAAGUUCUUCAUGGCUAGACCCCAUCACCAACUUCCUAGAACACGGCCAAGUCCCUGGUGAUGAAAAGGAUGCGGCGAAAUUAAGGAGAGAAGCGGCCAAAUACGCCGUCAUCCAAGUACAGCUGUUCAGAAAAGGGCUUAGCCAGCCCCUACUGAAGUGCCUACACCCCGACCAGACGGACUAUGUCCUCUCGGCCAAUUGCAGAAAAUUCAUGUGGAGGCAGGUGAUAACACGAUUCGGGAUACCGGAAGUCGUCAUCUCGGACAACGGCACACAGUUUACUGACAAGAAGUUCACGGAAUUUCUCAGCGGCCUGGGCGUAAGGCAAAGGUUCUCUUCGGUAGAACACCCUCAGACGAACGGACAAGUGGAGUCCGCCAACAAGGUUAUCCUCUCAGGGCUAAAAAGGAGGUUGGACAAUAAAAAGGGUGCUUGGGCCGAUGAACUAGCAGCGGUUCUCUGGUCCUACCGAACGACCGAACAGUCAUCCACUAAAGAAACUCCUUUCCGACUAACGUACGGUGUGGACGCGGUGAUACCCGUGGAGAUCGGGGAACCAAGCCCGCGGUUGCUCCUAAAGGGAGUGGAGGAAACCGUAGAAAAGGACCUGAUAGAUGAAGCCAGAGAGAUGGCCCAUUUGAUAGAAACGGCGCUGAAACAAAGAGUGGCUCUGCGCUACAACACCAAAGUGCUCAAGAGGAAAUUCGAGCCAAACGACCUCGUCCUAAGACGAAACGACAUCGGCCUGCCGGCCCCCGGAGAAGGCAAGCUAGCGGCUAACUGGGAAGGCCCCUAUAGAAUCCGGAAAGCGAUGGGAAAAGGAGCAUUCAAGCUAGAAAGACUUGACGGCAAGGAAGUCCCGAGAACAUGGAAUGCGGACAACCUAAGAAGAUUCUACUCCUAG
Molecule: messenger RNA, 1866 nt
Organism: Arachis duranensis
Lineage: Eukaryota; Viridiplantae; Streptophyta; Magnoliopsida; Fabales; Fabaceae
Exons: 1
Coding region: 1-1866 (621 amino acids)
Biological process (GO): DNA integration
Molecular function (GO): nucleic acid binding; RNA-DNA hybrid ribonuclease activity
Source: RefSeq, a predicted model, not a curated record